Papaver somniferum (opium poppy) is the source of this 1071-nucleotide messenger RNA. RefSeq names its product glutamic acid-rich protein-like. The record is from RefSeq and is a predicted model, not a curated record. The transcript has 5 exons. NCBI's taxonomy places the organism in Eukaryota, Viridiplantae, Streptophyta, Magnoliopsida, Ranunculales, Papaveraceae. The coding region runs from base 1 to 1071 and encodes 356 amino acids.
AUGGGAAAGAGAAAACCUAGAAAAAAGACGAAUUCUGAAUCUGAUCCAGAAGAACAUCAAACAUUGAAGCAAUUACAGAGAGGAGCAUUGAAAUAUGGGGGUAAACUUAACAAAGGGAAAAGAAAUCAAAUUGUAGAAGAUAGUGAAUCAGAUGAAGAACAAACUAAUCAGAUGAUGAACAAACUAAUUGAAGAAGAAAGUCAAAAUGAAUUAGAUGAAAAAAGUGAAAGAGAUAUUGAAUCUUCUGAAAGAGAUAUUAGUCACAUACUAAAAUUUGUUUUUGUUUAUGUUGAAAUCAUCAAUAAGAAGAAAAAUGGUAAACGUAAGAAGAAUAUUAAUGUUUCUGAUGGAGAAGAAGAAAGCUCAAAACAUAAGAAUUCUAAGAAAGCAUCUGGAGACAGGCCAUAUAGAGCAGCUUUUAACGGUUUGGCUUCUCUAGUUACUGCAAUGAAGAAACGAAAAGUAAAAUUGACUGCUGAACAAAUUAAUAAGAUUAAAGAAUCUCCAUUUGGGUACUUGUUCUUACUGUUAUGGGAAAGAAACUAUAAGGCAUCUCACAGGGACAAAUUAAAUGAUGCUUGCAUUCAGUUGCUGAUGUGUUUUAAAGAAGCAACAGAUGAUGAAAUAAAGUUUGAAUUUUUCAAGGAUGAUGUAACAUAUGUUCUGACGUCCACACCGGAAGAGUUCAAUGUUAUAACUGGGAUGCCAUUCUUUGAAGACAGGCAACGUGAAACAAAGGAGGCAAUGUAUGAUGGUGACUUUAAAGAGAGUGAGUUUUACAUUAGGAAUUUUGGUGAUCGUAAAUCUGCAAGAAAGAAAGAGAUAGAAAAGGCAAUCUUUAAAAUGUUAGGAUUUCAAGAAGAUGAGGAAAUUGAUGAUGAAUUAGAGGAAACUGAAGAUGAUGAAGAGGAGAAAAUGGAACAGUCUCCUAAUUUUUCAGAAGAUGAUGAAAAUGAGGAAAUGGAACAGUCUCUUAGUGUAUCAGAAGAUGAUGAAGAUGAGGAAAUGGAAAAGUCUAUAAUAAGGAGGAAAAAUGAAGAUUUGGCGAUGCUUAUAGGACUGUUCAUGUGA